AUGGGCAACAGAACGGAGACGGCGACACCUGAAAACACAGAUGAAGAAAGCGGUGAUGCCUUCACUGACGCUGAUUUUGGUGAUUUCGAUGAUGGUGUAGCUGAACUGAAUGGAAUGGAGGUGUCAGCUGCAUCUACGGAUACUUUAUCCACGGUGAAAUGCAAUGCGGAUGCAGACAGUGGCAUUCAAAGAGGGAUACAAGCAAUUGAAGAGCGAAAUGGUUCAGACGUAGAAAUCAAUAAUUCCUCAAUAAUUGGAAUACUUGGCGAUCAGCAAAAUCAUGCAGAACAGCGUUUGGCGGCGCGGCGGGCGGCACGAGCUGAGGCGAGAGAGAUUCGUAUGCGAGAGUUGGAAAGGCAGCAGAGGGAACAGGAGGACCAUGCCGACAAGGCCUACGAUAUGUAUGCAGAAACCGUCGGACGCCGCGGUGGGACCCGACUGGCAUCCCUAAGUCCGGCCGGUUUGCAUUCGCCUAGAAGAAGUUCAGAAGACUCUGACGAAGUACUGAGUGUUAAAGAUCUUAGGCAUGAAUUAAAAGAAGUCGAAGAAAAAUUUCGCAAAGCAAUGAUACUGAACGCUCAGCUAGACAAUGACAAAGCAGCGCUCGGCUACCAACUGGAGCUUUUUAAAGAUCGAAUAGAAGAAUUACAAGAGGAGCACGCGCAGUUACAGCGUGAGCAUAAGGAGAAGUGUUCAUCACACGAGCGCCUAAAGCGCGACCACGCGACCCUGGAACGUGAGUUGACUUGUGCCCGUGACGCGAUCCGCGCAAGAGACGCGGCCGUCGAAGGUGCGGGAUUCGCAUUUGUGGAGUCGGGCGAUACAGAGGCGCAAGGUUUCGGAGCUGUGCCGCCGCUAGCGCUGGUCUCGCACCAGUCGCAGGCGCUCCUUCAAGAUGGCGGCGAAGGAACUCUUGAUGUUCGGUUACAAAACUUGGUGAGCUCUAAGCAGGCCUUGGAGUCGGAAGUGAGAAAGUUAAAGCUGCAGUUGAAUGAAGAACGCGCCGCCAGACAAAAUGGCGUCACCUCCCACCACGAUAGCGAUUAUGAAAACGAAUUGGAAACCCUAAGAAAGUCAGUGUCAGACGCGAAGGGUCGAGCGGCGAGAGCAGAAGCGGAAGCAGCAUUGCAAGCGGGGGCCGUCGCGAGACUUGAAGCACAGGUGCAAAGGCUACGGGCGAGGCAGGACCACCAGGACGAACAUGAAGAGAUGCUGAAGCAGGAGAGACGGCGAUUGCAAAGAGAGGCACGUGAAGCAUUGAACCGGGUGGAAGAGUUGGAGACGGAAAACAGUCAUCUAACGAAGAGGUUAGACAAACUCAAGAACGCCAAGUCUGCUCUACUGAAGGAACUGUGA
Messenger RNA from Leptosia nina, 1356 nucleotides. NCBI's taxonomy places the organism in Eukaryota, Metazoa, Arthropoda, Insecta, Lepidoptera, Pieridae. The record is from the annotation of a GenBank genome assembly.